Messenger RNA from Tribolium madens (black flour beetle), 2092 nucleotides. RefSeq lists its product as uncharacterized. The coding region runs from base 311 to 1564 and encodes 417 amino acids. The transcript is spliced from 8 exons. The record is from RefSeq and is a predicted model, not a curated record. Lineage: Eukaryota; Metazoa; Arthropoda; Insecta; Coleoptera; Tenebrionidae.
GCCAACAAGUUCGAAAGUAAAGUCGACGGGACUGUCGCGAGCCUCGACAACCUCUAGGGGGCGUAUUCGAACACGAGACAUGCACCAAACUAUGUUCGAAGACAAAACAAUACACGAAAAAACGGUUGUCUAACUCCCCGGUCUUAAAUGUGUUAGAUUUUUCAUGUUUGGAGUGAAGUGAAUCAUGAACAGGUGAAAUAAACAAGUGUUGUAGAGACUGAUCUUAGGUUAUCUUAUCUUUUUUUAUUAAAUUAUUAUACGCGUCUCUGUGAUAUUUUACCGACUCUCGUUUUUUGAUGUUUGUUCUACGAUGAAGAAUACAAUGAGAGCGAACCGUCCAAUACAUGUUGGUCUAACACCGUCUCACCUUCAACUCGUCUGCGUCCUUCUGGUCUUCACGCAUUUCACUGUCAAUGCUGCCAAUAUACCCGUCACAACGAACGUACCGGAAGUAGCAUCGGAUGUACGUGUAGAAUGCAACAGUGACGAAAUCGUAGUCAAUAUCAACACCAGAUCAGGGAGAUUCAACGGCAUGAUUUAUCCUAGAGGUUUGUCGAAGAACAGUUCUUGUAUGGGCGAGUGGGUCCAACGACCCUCCCCUAUCAAAUACAAUCUUCCUCUGAGAGGAUGUAACACCAUGAGCACAGAGUUGGAUGAUGGUGGUAUUGAAUAUUUUAAUACCAUCGUCGUGCAACCCCAUCUUAAACUGGUCACCAAUCAAGGGAGAGGUUUCCAUAUCCGUUGUCGCUACAACACCAGAAAUAAUACCAUCACAAAUGAUUCUCUCAAGGUUGAUUUGAUGGCCGCCGACCCCAUAACGGCAUUAGCUCCGAUGCCAGGUUGCAGCAUGAAAAUCUUUUCUGGAGACCCUUUAUACAAGGAAGUGGCCGAGAACGUGAAAAUCGGUGAUCCUUUAACACUCGUCAUUACUCUGGACGAGCAAGACACGUACGGAAUACGCGUCACGGAUUGUUUGGUCAGGGACGGAUUAGGCUGGGGAGAACAGAAAUUGAUUAACGACGAAGGAUGUCCUUUGGAUGCCGAAAUUAUGGACAAAUUUCAGUAUUCCGACGACAAGACGAAAGCUUCGGUGCACUUUCAAGCGCACAAAUUCCCUUAUACCGCAUCGGUUUACUACCAGUGCAACGUCAAAUUGUGUCUAAAGGCUGAUGGAGGUUGUGAUAUUUCCCCACCAAGUUGCGGAGGGAACAGGUUGCGUAGGCAAGCCACUGGCGGUGCCAGUCCGGCGGACCCCAACGAAGGGACUCCUGCCACUAUCGAAGUAUACAGUGGCCUUUAUGUCAAUGAGGCUAACGACCUCGCUAAAGCCGGCUUGGAGGAGGAUUCCGUCUUUAGCGAGAAGACACCCGAGGACAGCAUCUGCAUCUCUCAACGAAGUUUCGCCAUCGGCAUUUGUAUAGCGGGUCUGAUUUUGAUGCUUUGCGUCAUCGCCGCCAUCCUUUGCCUCCUGGCGAGACGAAGAUCGAAGAAGACUUCAUCGAAUCCCGGCAGCUCGAUUUACAGCGGUCCUUACACCAACACUGCCUAUAGUCAUAGUAGUUAAAAAGUCAACUGCCAUCAGUCUGUCGAAAAUUAGCUUAGGUGCCAUUCAAGGCUCAGUGCUCAUAUAGUUUUAAACGUCUCUUCUAAAUACGACAGUGAUGUUCAAAAUGAAAUCUUCAACUGCCAUUUACUUUUUACUUGCCUCAAUCUUUAUUUCUCUAGUAAUUUACCUCAAGUUCCGAUAGGUUUAAGUUUCAAAGUGCCGCUCUGGCUCCAGAAUAGUCAUGAUAACAAGGGGAAGGUGAAGGGAUUAUUUAUAAAACGUUCAUUCGGGAAGUUGCGAUACUCCCGAUUUGAAUUCAUCUCAAUAAUUUAUACAAAUCAAGCCGUUGCUUGUUUGUAUUCUGUGAUCUUGAAUCACAGCAGCAUUACCAUGAUAUUUUUGUACAUAAAUUCGUAAUGCUGCCCUGGUUCUUGAUCUCUUUCACUUAACUUAAAAAAGCGAAGAAUUAUUAACUGAAAGGUGCUUUAAUAUCUCGAUAACUACAUUUAUCUGAAUUUAACAGUAAAUAAAUAUAAAAAUAAUAAA